This is a messenger RNA of Onychostruthus taczanowskii (white-rumped snowfinch), 2437 nucleotides long. It is a transcript of the gene ALKBH8, whose product is annotated as alkB homolog 8, tRNA methyltransferase. The coding region runs from base 282 to 2306 and encodes 674 amino acids. The record is from RefSeq and is a predicted model, not a curated record. Gene Ontology annotation, molecular function: S-adenosylmethionine-dependent methyltransferase activity; tRNA binding. Gene Ontology annotation, biological process: tRNA wobble uridine modification. Lineage: Eukaryota; Metazoa; Chordata; Aves; Passeriformes; Passeridae. Gene Ontology annotation, cellular component: nucleus; cytoplasm. The transcript has 14 exons.
CCAAAGUGUUGCUGGCAAGCAUGAUACAGCACAUCAGGAAGGUCUUCAGCUUCUUGAGUAGCAGGAACAGAAGAUGGAAGGAUUGUUGCCAGGUUGGUGAUGAUAAAAGAAUGGAAUAGGACAGACAGUUGCAAUUGGAUUGUCCAGCUAUACUGUUAGGAUUUUUGGCAAAGAAGAGAAGAUACUCUAAAAUACAGGAAUCUGAUUUUCAUUAAGUUUGGGAGAUGCGGUAAAUGAUACAUGGAGCAUCCUAGUUGCUUGCUCUAGGACGUAACACCAGUAUGGAAGCUAAAACCAGUGAAGAUAAUUUGAAAGUCCAGAAAAUUAAGAAGAAGGUAUUGAGGAAGCAGGUCAGAGCUCAGCAUACAUUGAUGAGACAUGAGGGCAUCAAGUGCGUCUCCCAUGCCACACAGAGCCUGGUUAUUGCCAAUGCUGGUCUUGGUAAUGGGAUGAGUAGACAGCAAUUGCUCAGAAUACUAGAAGAAUAUGGAGCAAUGGAAACACUCUUAAUGCCACCAAAUAAACCAUACUCAUUUGUGAAAUACAGAACAACAGAAGAAGCCAAGAAAGCCUUUAAUUCCCUUAAUGGAAAGGAAGUAACAUUGGAAGACUGUGACCAAAACAUUGUUCUAUAUAUUAAUUUUGUGGAAAAAGUUUCCUUGCAAAAGGCUGUUCCUACAAGCUUGCCUCCAGGCUUAAUGGUAAUUGAAAAGAUUAUUUCUCCAGAGGAAGAAAGGAGGAUGUUGGAGAGUAUUGACUGGAAAGGAGAUGAAGAUACUCAGAAUGCCCAGAAGACUUUAAAGCAUAGAAGAGUAAAGCAUUUCGGAUAUGAGUUUCACUAUGAUAACAAUAAUGUUGAUAAAGACAAGCCAUUACCUGGAGGUCUUCCUGAAAUUUGCAACCCAUUCUUGGAGAAGUGCUUAAAGCAGGGAUAUAUCAAACAUAAACCUGAUCAACUGACUGUAAAUCAGUAUGAACCUGGACAAGGAAUUCCCCCUCAUACUGAUACACAUUCUGCUUUUGAAGAUGAAAUAAUCUCUCUCAGUUUGGGAGCUGAGAUUGUGAUGGAUUUCAAACACCCUGAUGGUCAUACAGUGGCAAUUAUGUUGCCCCGAUGCAGUUUAUUGGUGAUGACUGGAGAAUCCAGAUACCUGUGGACACAUGGGAUCACACCCAGAAAAUAUGAUGUUGUUCAAGCAUCAGAACUUGGGCAAAAAGUUAGAACAAUCACUGCUGAUGUUGGAGAUUUAACAUUAAAUCGAAGGGAAACAAGGACAUCAUUUACAUUCAGGAAAGUGAGGAGAAGCCCUUGCAAUUGCAUUUAUCCGUCUGUCUGUGACAGCCAGAAAGGACAGCAGAGACCGGUGCAGCCUUCAUUUCCUCAGAAUGAGAUGGAGGCCUCAAAGCUGGAGCAAGAAUAUGUACACAAGGUGUAUGAAGAGAUUGCCACACACUUCAGCAGUAUCAGGCAUAGCCCAUGGCCCCGAAUUGUAGAGUUUCUCAGGUCCCUGCCAGCAGGGUCAAUAGUGGCUGAUAUUGGUUGUGGUAACGGGAAGUACCUCGGCAUCAAUGAGGAUUUGUACAUGGUUGGCUGUGAUCGCAGCAAAAACCUGGUGGAUAUUUGUGGAGAAAAACAUUUCCAGGCGUUUGUCUGUGAUGCCCUGUCAGUGCCAAUCCGCAGCGGUUCUUGUGACGCCUGCAUCUCUAUUGCUGUAAUCCACCACUUCUCGACAGCAGAGCGGAGACUGGCUACUAUCCGGGAACUAGCUCGGCUUCUAAGACCUGGUGGAACAGCACUCAUUUAUGUCUGGGCAAUGGAACAAGAAUACAAAAACCAGAAGUCUAAAUACCUUAAAGAAAAGAAUGGUAGUAAAAACAAAGAAAAGGAAAUGAAUACUGGCACAGCCCAGAGACCACUUAGUGAGCAAGGGCCUGAUAACAGCAGCCAAGACUCUGCAUGGUCCAACCAACUCCUUAAUGACUUGAAGGAUGAAAGCUGUGAUGCCAAGCCAGUAGCAGACUUCAGACUGCCUGUUCACACUAACAGAACCUCCUUUCACUCUCAAGAUUUGCUGGUUCCCUGGCACCUGAAAGGUGGUACAAAAAAGAAAGAGGAAAGUGUUGAUACAAUGUUGGUUCCAGGUGGCUCCAAAGAAUUGCAAGAACUCAGCCCUGUUUUCCACCGCUAUUACCAUGUGUUCUGUGCAGGGGAACUGGAAGCAGUGUGCAGAUCCCUGGAUUAUGUGAGGGUUCAAAAGAGUUACUAUGAUCAGGGAAACUGGUGUGUGAUUCUAGAAAAGUUGUAGCCUGUGAUGCUUCCUCUAUUAUCUGUAGAGGUUUUUUUUUUGUUUUUUACAGUGAAAGGUAUUUUUAAUGCAGGCUGCAGCUAUUUCCUCUUUUAAAAUAGCAGAAUAAAGAUUGUGCAUUGAGUUAAUAA